ACUUUUUAUCCAUUUUUUUUUUCACCGAAUGUCACGAACUGGAAAAAACGGGAUGGCGCGUACGAAGACGCGGACAGAUGGUAGUAAUUUUAUAAUGCUAGUAAAGCUAAUGUUUUUCUCUUAAUCGUAUAAACAAAAAAAAUGUGUGAUAUAGUGUUUUUAAUGCACUACUACUACUAUGAGUAAUAUGAGGAAUAUAAAAAUUACUUAUUGGGUAAAAAGAGGCAUAGAAAUACCUAAUUUAGAAAUAAACAUAUUUGCUUAUUUAAUGUGAAACAUGUAAUAAAAGAACAAUAAAUUGUUUUCUGAAAGAAACAAUAUUAAUGGGUGCUCAUGGUUGUGUAAAUUAUACGCCUAAAGAUGGACAUUUCAUAAAUAUUGGGCGUUUACUACAUAGAAAGGAUCACGUUAACACAGUACACGUGUUUGCAUGGGGGACGGAGGGCCUGCGUGGCGGCGGGCGGCGGCGGCCCGCUUACAGAAACAGAAAGGGUGAGGGAUGCGCGCGUGAGAUGCGCCGCGCAGCCUCCGCUCGCUCUCCGUCUAUGUGGCGCCGCCAUCGGUGAGUUGACGUGAGUUGUGAGAGCUGGACGCCACGCUGAGAGUGCUACGUUGAUGUAGGCCCGUGUGCCGUGUUUAUUGUGCUGAUGGGCUGGUAUAGGUGAACGGCCGUGGAGGGCCCACGGGCGCUGCGCGACCGACCGCCGUGGCGGUGCUACGGACCCAUGCUAACUCACAGUCGAUCCGACGGCGAUUUUCCUGUGUACACUAGAGCAAAGAAACAAAAUGGUUCAGCGGUACGCACGAACAGCCUGGGGUCGGGAGCGCGCACGCCUCCGGCUGAACGGUCCAAAUCCAAGUUCUCAGCUUUUGGUAGACUAUUCAAGCCAUGGAAAUGGAAACGGAAAAAGAAGUCUGAAAAAUUCGAAGCUGCUUCUAGAACAUUAGAGAGGAAGAUAUCCGUCCGAGCGAAUAGAGAUGAGUUGGUGCAGAAAGGUAUCCUCUUACCGGAGAGCCCCGUUACGCCUGUGCCCGAAGUCGAUGAACCUGUAUCGCCCCCGACGGGUGCUGAGGAGGCGCGGGGAGAUGUCAGCGCUGCGCAGGCGAACCAAGACCGGCUCAUGGGCAUGCACGCCGCCCUGCAGGCACAGCUGGCGUCGCAGCUGCAGCAGCAACAAGCUGCUAUGGCUGCAGCAGUGGCCGCUGCCGCUGCCGCGCACCACCACCAUCAAAACAACAAUGUCAUAGAACCAAAGAAGGACAAAUUGGAAAAUGGUGGCGAGCUAAUGAGGCCCGAGCGACCCAACUCCUUGACUGGCAAGAUUCCACGACGAAUAUGCUACCAAGGAGAUGUUGUGGGUGGCUACGGGUCGACGGGCGACAGCAGCGGCGGUGGUAUGCACGGCGGGCACGGCCACGGCGAGGCGGAGGAGCAGCUCAUGCUGUCGGACCUGCCGGAGCCGCCCAUCGCGCUGUCGGAGAUCGGCCCCAUCCCGCCGCCGCCCAUGUUCAGCUCGCCCAGCCCCACGCGCCACCACCACCAGCACCAGCACGCACAACACCCCCUCGCGCAACAUCCUCUCUCUGACUCCGAAGAGGAGGACGAACAGGAGGACGAUGAAAUAGAGCCGUUGACGCUCGGUGCGGACACGACCCGCGUCGAAGAGAUCCCGCCUAAGGAGCCUAUCUUCAAUGCGGUGCCACUGAAAUCGGCGCUGAAGAAAAGGCCGGCGCCGGCCGCGUCCCCCGCCGCCACGCCGCUGGCCACGCCACUGGCGCCGCGUCAGGACCAUCACCACACCAGCUUCAAGCGGCCGCCGCCUAAACCGAGGAUCCGCAUAUGUACCCGGGCGGUGCGCGUGGGCAACGGGUUGGAGAACAAGGAGAACGCGCGGCCCUGGGAGGAGUACGAGGCGUCCACUGAGUCCGACCGCGUCGCUGCCAAGCUCGCGCGCAAGGAGAGCCUCAACAUCAAGCUCGCACUGCGGCCCGACCGACAGGAACUCAUCAACAGGAACAUUCUGGUGGUGCAGAGUGAGCACGAGCGCCAGGAGUCCUGGGAGGCCAUCGGCGCGCGUCUCAUCCGCCGCCUGUCCAUGCGGCCCACCGCGGAGGAGCUCGUCGAGAGGAAUAUACUCAAAAGCCAGUCACCCGCCGAAGAGAAGAAACAGAAAGAGGAGAAAAAACGUUAUCUGUUACGCAAGCUCAGCUUCCGACCCACUGUCGACGAACUUAAAGAGAAGAAGAUCAUCCGCUUCAGUGAUUACAUUGAAGUCACACAGGCGCAUGAUUAUGACCGUCGUGCUGACAAGCCGUGGACUCGUUUAACUCCCCGGGACAAGGCCGCUAUUAGGCGAGAGCUCAACGAAUUUAAGAGUUCGGAGAUGGCUGUACACGAGGAAAGCAAGCACCUUACCAGGUUCCACCGACCAUGACGGCCGAGGCUCGUGGGCGGGGCGCGCGGCUGAGUGUGCGCAGUGUGCGUACGGUCCAGUGCGGCACGGCGCGGCACAGUGCGGCACAGUACAACCCAGUACGGCACAGUACGGCACAGUACGACACAGUACGGCGGCAGCACGGCAGACUCCUGCGACUCUCGGCCCGCCUCUUCCCGACCACCAGCCGUGGCCGCACUUGUGAUUUUUAAUGUUAUUUAUAUUGACUUCUUCCGUUUUCUGGAAGAUUUGUAUGCAAUAACUUACCAGAACGCAUCGGUAAAGUGUUGAAUAUUCUAAAGUUGCGUUGUACCGCCGUUUUGACGUUACGUUUUGUACAUGCGUACCGAGAGUGCAAUUUUGUUUUUUAAUUUACCUACUAUGUAUCGUAGUUAUUGCCGAGUACAAUUAUUGUCAUUAUGGUAUCGUUUAUUAUAAUUAAGUUGACGUAUUCUAAGCAUAACUAUACAUUCUUUGAAUUGACCUUCGAGAAAGGUUAGUGAUACUGUUUAUUGUGGUGGAGAUUAUGCGCUUUCAAACUAUGUGAAUUGUAUGUAACGUUUACAAGUGAAUUAUUUUGAUAUGUGAGACGUAUCCGACAUAUUGUAUUUUUUGUAAACUUGUGAUUUUUCUUAUAUUGCUAGCUCUUAGCUCCGUAGUCGUUAAGCUAGAUUUCAACUUGAAAUAUUUAUUUGGCAUUAAUUGACACUGUAUUAUGUUACGGUCACAAAUUAUUUUUUCUUUGUGUGUCGUAUUACGAUAAGGUAGACUUGAUCACAACACAAUUUCCGCCCCGAGCGGCGAUAAAUGCAAUUUUUUUAAUAAGUACAGAUGUUUUUAUACUUCCUGGACAAAAUGUUUAAUCUUUCUUAAUUCAAUUAACAAGUUGCGGCAUUUUAUAACGUUCGAGUUUGGAGAUACUACCACAGAGUUUCAAUCAAUUGUUGUUACACUGUUUGUGAAAAUGAAAACUUAUGAUUUGUAUGAUAAUCAGUGCUUUAGUUUCCGUUAGAUUUUGUGACAUUUUGUUGAGAUGUGAGAAUAGGUGUUAUAUUGGUUAGACACAUUUUGAUAAAGCUCGUGUCUACUAUGAACUUUUUUAUAUUGGAAUGUUUAUUUUGAUGUUCUUGAUGUGCUUCCAAAUAUGUAAAAACUAUUUUGUACAUUGCGACUACACUCGCACCGAUACUAGAUUCUUAUUCGUUACGGCUAACCGUUCCACGUACCGUAUUUAUUUGCUCAAAUGUAGCCAAAUGCAAAAUUAUAUACUACUGCCACUAAUAUAUCACCUAUUAUCUCCCGAAGUUACAUUUUAAUAUUAAUUCCUGUAAACUUUGUAUCAUUAUAAUAAUCAAGACAUAGUUUGCCAUAAAGGCGUACGCAUCGUAGUAAAUAUAAUUUACUGUAUAAGUAAAUAAUUCCAUAAAUACUUAUUAAAUGAACAAUAGCUAAAUAAACGAGUACCAUCUGAACAGAGGCAAUUAAUUUGUGAUUAUUCGAUAAGACUUCUGGUCCAGUUAUGAGAUUCCUAAGUACAGGGAGAACUCAGUGAUUGUAACUCACUAUAGAACACUGUUGUUGUUAAUAUGACACUGAAUAUUGAUAUUGAGCUCAAUGUAAAGUGUGUUAAAUAGUUAGGCUUUAUUAUGUCCAUCCGACACAUGACGUGACGAUGACGAGCAACCUCGGCGGGAACAACUUGUUAUCACUUGUCGCUCUAGCCUAGCUCUAGUGUAAGUUAUUCAAACGUUGAACGAACUAAAUCACUAAUUAAUGAUUCAAUAAGCUAUUAUAAAGCUGUAGCUGUUAAAUACAUUAUUGUACGCCUUCUGAGAUUACAGAUAUUGUUUGAUGAAGUGCCGAUACCACUGCGGGUGGACUCGACAGUACAGAGAGCAAUAAUCUGCUAUCGGCUUGUUUGGUUGACGAGUGACAUUAUUUGAACUAGUGUUGAAACUUUUUAUAUUACUGAAUAGAUUAAUUCUUCUUAGUGUAACUAAUAGAUAGGAAUCAGUUAUAAAUAUUUUUUAAAAAGCGACGUAUUGUUCAGUAGCGGUGCCAUUUCGUGUGACGUGUUUCAUGAGUAAGUCAUCCCGGUCCUGAGCGCGAUUAUUCCGCGCGGCUCGGGCCGUGUUCGUGCUGGAGUCAAUUUGGUGACACGAACUUUGCGUCAGUCUGAAUGUUUUCAAUACACGUGUUUUAUAUAGCGAUUAUUCUGUUAAGUCAAUGCGUAAUAACAGUACAUUAUACACGACAAUCGUAGCAAGAUACAAAAAUGUUGAUCUAAUGGUUAUUCUGACGACUAUUCCAUUAUAGAAUAAAGUGGAAGCCAAAAUGACGACUUAUUUUUCUAAAAGAUUUUGUUAGAUUUGCAAUUAAAACUAAUAAGGUAAAUCGUAGAUGUUUAUCGAUAUAUUACUUAUAUUACUUGAUAAGACAUACAGAUUUUCCAAAGAUCUAAGGCUCAACUAAAUUCUUUUGACUAGCUAACAUGUUAUGACAUCUAUUGUGUAUGUAUGUGAAAAACUUGUCUCUGUCAUCGACGCUCGGGCACUACCAGUAAACGAGUGAAUUAUGUAACUUGAGAUAUUAUUUUU
Spodoptera litura is the source of this 5032-nucleotide messenger RNA. RefSeq names its product phosphatase and actin regulator 1. Gene Ontology annotation, biological process: actin cytoskeleton organization. Lineage: Eukaryota; Metazoa; Arthropoda; Insecta; Lepidoptera; Noctuidae. Gene Ontology annotation, molecular function: actin binding. The record is from RefSeq and is a predicted model, not a curated record.